GUUGUAAACACCACAAAGAAAUUUUUUUUGUUGUAGUCUCCACGAACUGUUGUAAUAUAAUCUCAGAUUUAAACACUUUAAAUCUGUGGUAUAAUCCACACAAGCACAGGCCCGUUUGGCCCUUUAAGCAAAUUCAAAUUUAAGCGAGCUUGCGGUUUCGCAGUACCGAGGGAGUCACCGUCCAACCACAGAUAGAUACAACUCUGCGCUGUACGUUUAUCACAUCCUCAAGGCAAGUAGGAUUUCUGUGGCAGCGAUACCAAUGUUUGUAUUUUACAAUUGCUGAAUAAAUAGUCGUAAUUUUCCUCCAAUUCGAUAAGACGACUUUUUAGAAUGAAUAACGAUAAACAGCUGUUGGUAAAUGCUGACGCUAACGAGGAGGUUUACAAUGACUACCGCAUCUCCAGUGGAAGCUCUAGAUCAAGUCAUUCCUCCAACACUCAGCCACAACCGAUUACGUACCCGGUCAGUAACUCAAAACCGAGAUCAUUACCACAGUAUGUCGCUGCUAUAACAGCAUCUCUAGCUGCAUUUGCAUCGGGCACUGUCCUGGCAUGGACCUCUUCAAUUAUAUUAAUCCUAGAAGGGGGCCACUUCAACAACAUAUCGAUCACAAGUGACCAGAUGGGUUGGAUCGGCUCCUUCGUUACUUUAGGCGCUAUGUGCACAUCAUUCCCUUUUGGAAUUAUCUGUGAUUGUAUCGGCCGAAAGGCCGCCCUACUCGCCCUCAUAAUUCCAUUCAGUGUCGGUUGGUCGCUGAUAAUUUGGGCCGACUCUUUGCUAAUGUUGUAUUUCGGACGGUUCAUUUCGGGAAUGGCAGCCGGUGCCUGUUGUGUAGCCGCACCUCUCUACAUAAACGAAAUUGCGCACAAAUCAAUUCGGGGCACUUUAGGCAGUUAUUUUCAGCUCAUGGUAACGGUUGGCAUUUUGUUCGCAUACGUCGUAGGUAAGUUUGCAACUCCGAUUCUAUACACUGCAAUUUGUGCUGCGGUGCCUUUCGUUUUCUUCUUGUUCUUCGUUUUCCAACCGGAAUCCCCUCUCUACUCUUUGAAGAAGGGACAAUUCGAUAAGGCUUACAAAAGUCUCUCCUACUUGCGCGGGUCCGAUUAUAACGUGACCGAUGAAAUUAUGACGCUGAGAUUACUGGAGGAGUCACAGCAAAGUAGCCUUUCGGUUUCAUACUCGUUGAAGAAAGCUGCCGGCUACAAAGCCUACAUAAUCGCUUUGGCUUUGAUGUUUUUUCAGCAGCUGUGCGGAAUUAACGCCAUCAUUUUCUACACUCCUGAUAUUUUCGCGUCGUCCGGCGCGAAAGUGGAUCCACAAAUUGCCACAAUAUGCGUCGGCGCAUUCCAAGUGAUCGCCACCUUUAUCUCCUCGUUAAUUGUCGACAAACUCGGCCGGAGGAUGCUUCUAAUCAGUUCUGAGGCAAUCAUGGCGGUUUCAACCGUUUUCCUUGGACUAUUCUUCACACUGAAAGACAGGCAGAUUGUCGCCGACGACAUUGUUAGCGUGCUCGGAUUUCUUCCGGUCGUAUCUUUGGGCGUUUUCAUCAUCAUGUUUUCAAUGGGUUUGGGUCCUUUACCGUGGACAAUUUGUGGCGAGAUUUUUAGUUCUGAUCUGAAAAGCUUCGCCAUUUCUAGUGCGGUCACUCUCAACUGGUUUUUGGCAUUUUUGGUAACUAAGUUUUAUCUUAAGCUUGAGCUUCUGAUAGGAAGCGACGUGAUGUUUUAUAUUUUUAGCGGAAUUUGUGUUAUUGGCACCGUGUUUUGUUAUACUUUUAUACCUGAAACUAAGGGAAAGACUAUUGAACAAAUUCAAAAGGAACUUGAAGGCUCUUAAGGAUCUCUGUACUUGUAUAGGCCAACUGUUAUUGUGUUUCCUAUUACUAAUGUUCCUAGUCAAUCCCAAAAAUCUCAUAUAUUUACAAACGUACCUAUCUAUUAUAUUAUAUUUACAAAUAUAUUUUUUAUCAUUU
Messenger RNA from Photinus pyralis (common eastern firefly), 1975 nucleotides. RefSeq names its product facilitated trehalose transporter Tret1-2 homolog. Bases 334 to 1839 code for a protein of 501 amino acids. Gene Ontology annotation, biological process: carbohydrate transport; transmembrane transport. The record is from RefSeq and is a predicted model, not a curated record. Gene Ontology annotation, molecular function: sugar transmembrane transporter activity. Gene Ontology annotation, cellular component: membrane. NCBI's taxonomy places the organism in Eukaryota, Metazoa, Arthropoda, Insecta, Coleoptera, Lampyridae. The transcript has 3 exons.